Aspergillus homomorphus CBS 101889 is the source of this 2277-nucleotide messenger RNA. Its product is annotated as ammonium transporter. Gene Ontology annotation, biological process: ammonium transmembrane transport. NCBI's taxonomy places the organism in Eukaryota, Fungi, Ascomycota, Eurotiomycetes, Eurotiales, Aspergillaceae. The record is from RefSeq and is a predicted model, not a curated record. The transcript is spliced from 4 exons. Bases 306 to 1982 code for a protein of 558 amino acids. Gene Ontology annotation, cellular component: plasma membrane. Gene Ontology annotation, molecular function: ammonium channel activity.
CAUCGCUUUCAAUCCAGACUCCUUCCUCCCUCUUCAUACCCUCUUUCGUCACGCCCUUCCAUACCCUCUUGCCUAUCUUCACUCCUUAUCUCCCUUCCAUCCUUUUUUCUCGCGCACCGAUUUAUACGGAAACCAUAAUACCUUGUAUGGAUUGACAAAUCACCACUGGUUUCAUCUUUUCAGUUUCCAUAUUCCGCCAUCCGCCAGUUCUCAGCGAGAGGACAAAUUGGGCGGUGGUGACUCAACUCGCUUUUUGAAAUCCCCAAUUCUCUCGCCACAUCAAGUCGAUUACCACCCAAUUCACAAUGUCGGGCAACGUCGGCGUCUACAUUCCCAAAUAUGCGUCAUACAACUGGACGGGCGCCCCCUCCGACUACGAUGCCCUUGCUACCAACGAACUGGGAGGCGAUUCUCGAACGGAGAACCUGAACAAAUGGUUCCAGUCCGGAGAUCAGGCCUUUAUCAUUGUGUCUUCUGCCAUGGUCAUGGUCAUGAUUCCCGGUCUCGCGUUCCUCUACUCUGGUCUUGCGCGCCGCAAGUCGGCUCUCAGUAUGAUCUGGGCCUGUAUGGCAUCCUUCUCCGUCGUCACAUUCCAAUGGUACUUCUGGGGUUACUCCUUAGCCUUCUCACCCACCGCUACCAACGGAUACAUCGGUAACUUGCGCAACUUCGGUCUCAUGAAAACGCUCGCCGACCCCAGCCCUGGAUCUCCCCUCGUCCCGAAUCUGCUCUAUGCCUUCUAUCAGAUGCAAUUUUGCGGUGUAACGGCGGCCAUCAUUAUGGGAGCGGUGGCUGAAAGAGGUCGUAUGCUGCCGGCCAUGGUGUUUGUUUUCAUCUGGGCUACUAUUGUCUACUGCCCCUUGGCAUGUUGGGCUUGGAAUGCGAAUGGAUGGGCGUAUAAGUAUGGUGUCUUGGAUUACGCGGGUGGUGGUCCUGUCGAGAUCGGAUCUGGUCUGUCUGCCUUCGCUUACUCGAUGGUUCUCGGUCGCCGCCAGGAACGAAUGAUGCUCAAUUUUCGUCCGCACAACGUCUCGCUCAUUUUGCUUGGCACCGUCUUUCUCUGGUUUGGAUGGCUGGGAUUUAACGGUGGUUCGGCCUUCGGAGCCAACUUGCGUGCCGCCAUGGCAUGCUGGAAUACCAACCUGACUGGAGCAUUCGCGGCCAUGACCUGGGUGUUGCUCGAUUGGCGCUUGGCUCGCAAAUGGUCCAUGGUCGGAUGGUGUUCCGGCACUAUCUCGGGUCUCGUUGCGGCUACUCCUGCCUCGGGUUUCAUCCCUCCCUGGGCCAGCGUGAUUCUUGGUGUCGUGACCGGCAUUGUUUGCAACUACUCCACCAAGGUGAAAUACUGGGUUGGGAUUGACGACUCGAUGGAUGUGCUUGCUGAGCACGGAAUUGCGGGUAUCGUCGGUUUGAUCUUCAAUGCUUUUUUUGCGGACGAUGCGAUCGUGGGGCUCGACGGAGUGAACACAGGAUCCCGCUCGGGCGGCUGGCUGAUCCACAAUUGGAAGCAACUAUACAUUCAAAUCGCUUACGUUGUGGCCACUUGCGCCUACGCUUUCGUCAUGUCUGCAAUCAUCGCCUACGCCAUUAACGCCAUCCCUGGUCUCAAGCUGCGCGCCUCGGAGGAAGCAGAACUUUUGGGUAUGGACGACGACCAACUGGGUGAAUUUGCGUACGAUUAUGUGGAAGUACGCCGUGACUACCUAGCCUGGACCCCUCAGAAGCACGACCAGUUGGAAGAUGGCCACGAGAUUCCGGCCGCAGCGCGGUACGGUAUUGGCGAGCACAGUGAAAUGAUGUUGGAUGGUCACGCCCCGGUUGGCGUGGACAGUCGCGGCUGCAGUGAAGGCGAGUCGGGCAUCCAGGAAAUCAAGAUGGCGCCGGCCCCGCGUCAAGUGGCCGAGCACAAUCCGGCACACGAGCCCGAACCUAUUGGGGAGUCGUUACCGGAAAUCCCCGUGCAGGGGAAGAUUGAGACCUGAUAAUCAGCUCGGCUAAUUGCUCUUUGCUUUUCUGUUCUAUUGUGAUAUCCAGCGUCGCCCUUAUCCCUGAGCCAUUUUUGUGUUCUGUCUUUUUCAGUGUAUAUCUGUCGGUGUGGGAAGCCCUCUUCUGAUACUUCUUUUUACUUUGCACGGCGUUACGUGGGAUCAGCACACCCGUGGGUCCUGUAUACCUACCUGCUGGGUGGUUUGUAUAUAUUAGGUUCUCCAGCUGGCGGGAUGAUUCUUUUCAGUGUUCAGGAUUGAUACCAUCACAUGCAUAGAUUUUGAUCGAAUU